UCGAUUAUCGGAGGUGAGAGAUGGCGCUGCAGCUUCCGGCCGAGUUGUGGCUGAAGGUGUUCAGCUUUCUGUCCUGGAGGGACAAACUGAGCAUGCGCUGCACCUGCUCAUACUUCAGACACCUGCUGGAUAAGUCCCGCCCCUUGUGGAGGGGCUUCAGCGUGGUGCUGCAGAACCUCUCGCGCUAUAACCGCUCGUUCUGGCGUAGCCUGGCUCAGAGGCACGUGGGCAACGUGCUGCUGCGCUCAGGUAAGAGGAAGCACCUGAAGCAGCUGCACGCCUGGCUACCGUCGCUCUGCGGCCUGCGACUGGACGACUGGAGAGAAGGGGGCGUGGAUGAUCUCAGACUGUUCCGCCAGCUUCAGCGACUGUCCGUCACUUCCUGUUCCAUUCCGCUGAGGAACCUGGACUUCCUGUUUCCUCUGAGUCAGCAGCUGACGCAGCUCAGCCUCUGUAACGUGCAGCUCACCUGUUCUGCCUCUCACCUGUUGGCCACCGUUGGUCAGUUGACGUGUCUGACCUCGCUACUGCUGCACCACGACGGCAGCCUAAGGGUCCCGUCCCUCAGCGGUGUCCUCGCUCACCUGAGCGAGCUCACACACCUGUCCUGGACCAUGAUCACCUACAGGACACUUCCACACGACUUCUUCAGCCCCGCCCACCACACAGGUGACGCCGCAUUGCAGCUGCUGGACUUGCAGCUGCUGAAUUAUGACGCCGUGGUGACACAGGAAACGCUGCAGCCUUUGUCCCGCCUCCGUAGCCUGUCAGUGUUCCACCUGUACUCCGUACCUGGACCCACCUGUCACCUGCAGACGUGGCUGACGUCACUGCCACACCUAACCAACCUCAGCAUCCACGGUGAGUGUCUGUUUCCCCCCUUCGUAUUUGUCUAUCUGAGCAUCUCUCUUAUGUCUGCAUAUUCAAUAGGAGGCCACCCCCUGGCAUCGUACGCUGACUUCCUGCCCACCUCGCUGCUCAGCCUGACGCUGUGUGUGGACCUGCAGCCCAACGACCUGCGGGUGGUCUCCGCCCGGGCACCGCAGCUUGAGCAUCUUCACCUGGAGCCCUGGAGCUCGUCGUCCGACCUCAUCAGACUCCUCCCACAGCUGUUCCCUCAUCUGAAAACGCUGCGGAUAAGGCACCAGCACGUGUCUGACGAUGACUUCCUGCAGCUGCAGCGACUGCGGCGCCUAGACACUCUGGAGGUUCUGGACUCGUACUACAGACCUGACCCGAGCGACCCAAGCCGGGUCAUCUUUGAGCCGAGUCCUCGUUUGCUGCGGCUGACCUCUGACCUGCAGAGACUGACCAAUCACAGAGUCAGAGUCAUCACCAGCUCACAUGGAGACCUGCUCAGCUGCCACUGAAUUGGGACACAGCCAGUGAGAGUCUGCCCACCGCGAUCAAGAUGUAAAACAAAAGGUGGGCCAUCGCAUCACCUUCAGCUUACUAUCCAAUUGGCUUUCAGGAUCAGCCACCUGGGCCCAACAGAACCAUUCAUUUAUUCUUUCACAGAUACGAUACGAAAGAAAGGACGAGAUCAUCGACAUCAUCAUCACAGGGGGAGGGGACACGGCCGGUUCAAAGCUUCUGUGUAGUCAUGGUUACACUCAAUGAUAUGGUGAGGGUCCGGCCGCAGCUGCCGUUAUCACUGCUGCAUUCUGGGUAACGCUUUGGUAAUCAAUCACUUUAUUGAACCUUUGAUUUCAGACACUGAAUGUGUUUCGGGACUUUGAAUCGGUUGAUAAAUAAAAAGUUGUUUGUUUGUUUUUUAUUUGAUUUAUUGCAGGGUUUGAACUUUAACCUUUUUCUGAGGUCACAUGUCAUAUUUGAAUCUUUUGAAUAAUGACACGCGUUUUCUUCAAAUGUCAAAAUAAAACUUCUUCCUGUUUUGAUUUA
Maylandia zebra (zebra mbuna) is the source of this 1902-nucleotide messenger RNA. NCBI's taxonomy places the organism in Eukaryota, Metazoa, Chordata, Actinopteri, Cichliformes, Cichlidae. The record is from RefSeq and is a predicted model, not a curated record.